CCUUUGAAAAAUACAAGAGAUGCAAACGAUUACUCUUCAAAUGAUUCUUUUAACAUUUUAGAAAAGCCUUUGAAAAAUACAAGAGAUGCAAACGAUUACUCUUCAAAUGAUUCUUUUAACAUUUUAGGA
This is a messenger RNA of Dentiscutata erythropus, 129 nucleotides long. NCBI's taxonomy places the organism in Eukaryota, Fungi, Glomeromycota, Glomeromycetes, Diversisporales, Gigasporaceae. The record is from the annotation of a GenBank genome assembly.